Messenger RNA from Pisolithus orientalis, 2480 nucleotides. Its product is annotated as mitochondrial intermediate peptidase. Lineage: Eukaryota; Fungi; Basidiomycota; Agaricomycetes; Boletales; Pisolithaceae. Gene Ontology annotation, cellular component: mitochondrion. Gene Ontology annotation, biological process: peptide metabolic process. Gene Ontology annotation, molecular function: metalloendopeptidase activity. The coding region runs from base 97 to 2406 and encodes 769 amino acids. The transcript has 4 exons. The record is from RefSeq and is a predicted model, not a curated record.
CGAGUUGUGAGGCUGGGUUAUGUAAACGUCUCAUUGUCAGUGGCUGUAAUAGUUGGCUUGACGCACUCCCAAAAACUAUCCGCUCGUCAUCACUUGAUGAUAGCCAGACUAACUCAAAAUGUUUUUCGGAAGCUUCUCAGGCCUUCGUUUCGCUCCAGGGUCUGCCGGAGUAAUAUUGCGGUCCGCAAGUCGUCAACGCUGACACCAAUUAUACCGCCUUCACCAGACGACUUUGAUCUAGUGUCUCUCUUCGAUCAGCCUCAGUCCAGCCACAGGACGCGAGCAGUCCCCGUGACUGGGAUAUUCCAGCAUACGCAUUUGACGACGCCUUCAGCUUUCACCGCGUUAGCUGACUCAACUUUGGUACGCGCCCAGCUACUGACGGCACGUAUUCUGCGCGCCGCACAGUCGCGAAGCGAGCUUUUCAAGGUCGUUAAAAACCUGGACAGGCUCAGCGAUUUACUUUGUGGCGUCAUUGACCUUGCUGAGCUCCUCCGAAACGCCCAUCCCGAUCCACAAUGGAUGCAGUCCGCUAACGACAGUUACGAAAAGCUGUGCGAGUACAUGAACGUGCUGAACACAAACAUUGGCUUGUAUGAGGUUCUUGACGUGGUGUUGCAUGACCCUGAAAUCGUCAAGUCACUCGGUCCUGAGGCUUAUCAGACUGCGCUUAUAUUUUGGCGUGAUUUUGAGAAGUCAGCCAUACGAUUGCCACCGGAAAGCAGGGAGAAGUUCGUAUCCCUCUCCUCUGAAAUCCUAUCCCUUGGACACGAAUUCGUCAAUCAGGCUUCCGCUCCAAGGCCGGCUGCAUUAAUUGACGCGUCAGAACUGGAGGGCCUGAAGGAUACUGGCAUGGGCGCCAGGCUUCAACGACAAGCUUCUUCCACGCAAAAGAGUUUACUGGUGUAUCCCGGAUCUCACCAGGCUUAUAUGAUCAUGAGAUCUGCGCCGUUAGAAUCGCCGCGCAAAAAGCUAUACGUGGCUGCGCAUUCAAGCACCCUUCGGCAGAUUGAAUGCUUGGAGAGGCUUUUGCGCGCACGAGCUGAGUUGGCAUGCUUAGUUGGUUGGGAUAGUUAUGCUGGUAUGGUUCUUCACGACAAGAUGGCCAAGACUCCGGAGAACGUGAACUACUUCCUGGACACGUUUUUAGAUCGGACGGCUGUCCAUGCGCAGGAAGCUUUACAUGCUCUGAGGCUCCGCAAGCAAGCCCAUCUCAAGACCACGUCGUUGCCCGUCAUUCAAGCUUGGGAUAGAUCGUACUACUGUCCUCCGGAACCUCCAGAGCCGCCGAUUCCACUCCCUCCACUCUCCCUUGGACGGGUUUUUAUGGGCCUGUCACGCCUGUUCAAGCAUCUAUACGGUAUAUGGCUGCGGCCGUCAGAGGUUCUUCCUGGUGAAGUCUGGCAUCCGGAUGUGCGCAAAGUAGAGGUUGUAGAUGAGGAACAUGGGGUCAUCGGCUGGAUAUAUGCUGAUCUUUUUGCGCGAAACGGAAAAGCGUGUGGAGCUGCCCAUUAUACGGUGAGGUGUUCACGGCGCACUGACGACGAUGACGAAGCAGGUGACAUUAGAGUGGACAGUGUGGAGGAGGGGUUGCUGAAGGCCUCACAAAGCUUUGAGCUCGUGAAGCGACAUAGGCUACGUGGUAUCCAAGGGGAAUACCAACUUCCUCUUGUCGUGCUACUGUGCGAAUUUAGUCGACCCUCGGUUCACUCUGGACCAACUAUUCUCGAGUGGCACGAGGUGCAGACUCUUUUUCAUGAAAUGGGCCACGCCAUGCACUCAAUGAUCGGUCGCACCGAGUACCAUAACGUUUCAGGUACCCGUUGUGCGACUGACUUCGUCGAGCUGCCAUCCAUUCUCAUGGAACACUUCCUCAGUUCACCGACCGUGCUCUCACUUUUCGAUACCAACGGCUUUUCGACGGAUAGCCAAACUGGUAACAACCAUCGAGAUCCAUGCCACUUCAUUGACACGCACAGCAGUGUAUUGCUUUCGGUGCUCGACCAAAUAUACCACUCCCCAUUGGCUUUAGAUUCGGAAUUCGACUCUACUGCAGUCCUUGCGUACUUAACCAAUACGCGUGGCUUGAUUCCACACACACCAGGGACUUCCUUCCAGACGCAAUUUGGUCAUCUUUUUGGUUAUGGGGCAACGUAUUACUCGUACCUCUUCGACCGCGCGAUUGCAUCGUAUGUAUGGCGGCACAUAUUUUCGUCAAGCCCUGUCGAGCGGGAACUGGGAGAAAGGUACAAGCGAGAAGUAUUGUGUUAUGGGGGUGGAAAAAAUCCGUGGCUUAUGUUGAGUGCAUUGCUUAAACUGCCGGCAUUGGAGGGUGGGGACGCAGCAGCUAUGCAGACUGUUGGUCAAUGGGGGAUAGACGAUAGCAGUGUUUCCAGCCGCCAUUAAUGUUAACAGGGUUGAAAAACCACAUUAACAUCAAUAUUCAAUGAUGAACGAUCUAAUUUGACCGUGACUUUGGG